Suillus plorans is the source of this 891-nucleotide messenger RNA. Its product is annotated as WD40-repeat-containing domain protein. Gene Ontology annotation, molecular function: histone binding. The record is from RefSeq and is a predicted model, not a curated record. Lineage: Eukaryota; Fungi; Basidiomycota; Agaricomycetes; Boletales; Suillaceae. Bases 1 to 891 code for a protein of 296 amino acids. The transcript has 4 exons. Gene Ontology annotation, cellular component: Set1C/COMPASS complex.
AUGCUUUUUCUAUCCACCAACGGCUGCAAAGAAUAUCGGCUUGAAGGGCGCCUCAUCGGACACAAGAAUGCCAUCAAUUGCCUAGCAGUCUCUCGCAAUGGAAACAUGUUGGCAAGCGGGGGUAAGUGGAAUAUUCAGAAUGUCAUUUUACAUACUCACCUGACUCCAUGUCAAACCCCAGCCAUCCAAAAUCCAGCAGAUCCGGUGACCUGUGCAUGCUGGAUAACUCGGCAAGAAGCAACACGCGAGACACUAUGCUAUGGCACAGGGCUGGGUUUCAUAAGCAUUUGGCAACAGCAAGGGGAAGACUCGAAGGACUUCCACGCAAAAGUAUCAAGACGAAUUGGGACAGGUAAAGAGAUCAUGUGUCUUACAUAUAACCACACCGGCGAUGAAACUCGCAUUGCAAGCGUAACACGCAACAGAUGGGUUCAAGUAUGGGCAUUUGACUCCAAAGGACCAUUGAUACCGAUCUUCAGUGUUGAGCUGUCCACCACGAUCCCGUGCACUGUCCAAUUCAAACGAACGGCAAGUAGAAACCUGUUAGUAUUUGGGAUGUAUGACAGCGAAAUACAUACACUUCGAGGCUCAGACGGUACUAUUGUCGGUACAAACAAGGCUGGACCUAUGAUCGGGCAUGCUGCUGUGGACGCCCCUCAAACACUAUUCCUAAUCGACAACGUGGUUAACGGAUUCAGCCUACAUCGUUUGGAAGAUGGAGCCUGCAUCUGUACCUACAAUACCAAUCCAGUGAAGACAUUCCCAAAACAGGUUGUUUUUGGGGACCGGGCUACCCUUGUUGUUGGAGGUAGCGACACAGGAACUAUUCAGAUUUUCGACAAGAAUGACGGUGCCCUUAAGCAAGUAUUGCAACACGCAGACAGGGGGUGA